Messenger RNA from Rhododendron vialii, 1995 nucleotides. RefSeq names its product SNF1-related protein kinase catalytic subunit alpha KIN10-like. Gene Ontology annotation, cellular component: cytoplasm. The coding region runs from base 249 to 1793 and encodes 514 amino acids. The record is from RefSeq and is a predicted model, not a curated record. The transcript is spliced from 11 exons. Gene Ontology annotation, molecular function: protein serine/threonine kinase activity; ATP binding. Gene Ontology annotation, biological process: intracellular signal transduction; protein phosphorylation. NCBI's taxonomy places the organism in Eukaryota, Viridiplantae, Streptophyta, Magnoliopsida, Ericales, Ericaceae.
AGAAUCAUCUGAAAAGGUAAGAAAAAGGCAUGAAAAAAGAUUCGAGGCUAACACAACUGGCGCUGAUAGAGAGAGAGAGAGAGAGAGAGAGAGAGAGAAAGAAGAGCACUGAACAUUUGAGCCAUUCGUCUUUCUCCGGCACCUGAAUUAAUUAAAAAUAUGUAUAUGUAUGUGCAGACCUGAUCGCAAAACUACGAUUAGGUCAACCUCCAUUAUUACUCCUUGGCGAUAUACUUCAGGAUAAGAAAAUGGAUGCAUCCGCUGGUCAUGGGAGCGGUAGCGCGGAUAUGUUCUUACGGAACUACAAGCUCGGAAAAACUCUUGGUAUUGGCUCAUUUGGUAAGGUGAAAAUUGCAGAACAUGCUCUGACAGGACACAAAGUUGCUAUCAAGAUUCUUAACCGUCGCAAGAUAAAGAAUAUGGACAUGGAAGAAAAAGUUAGAAGAGAAAUCAAGAUAUUGAGGUUGUUUAUGCAUCCUCACAUUAUACGACUUUAUGAAGUCAUAGAGACACCGACUGAUAUUAAUGUGGUGAUGGAGUAUGUGAAGUCUGGAGAGCUUUUUGAUUACAUUGUGGAAAAAGGUCGGCUACAGGAGGAGGAAGCUCGCAAAUUUUUUCAGCAGAUAAUUUCUGGUGUAGAGUAUUGCCACAGGAAUAUGGUGGUUCAUAGAGAUCUUAAGCCUGAGAACCUGCUUUUGGAUUCCAAGUGCAAUGUCAAGAUUGCUGAUUUUGGUUUGAGCAAUAUCAUGCGGGAUGGUCAUUUUCUAAAAACAAGUUGUGGAAGCCCAAACUAUGCUGCCCCAGAGGUUAUAUCUGGUAAAUUGUAUGCUGGGCCUGAGGUAGAUGUAUGGAGCUGUGGGGUCAUCUUGUAUGCUCUUCUCUGCGGCACGCUUCCUUUUGAUGACGAAAACAUACCUAACCUUUUUAAGAAAAUAAAGGGUGGGAUAUACACUCUCCCCAGUCAUUUAUCUGCUGGCGCUAGGGAUUUGAUUCCAAGGAUGCUUGUGGUUGAUCCUAUGAAGCGAAUGACUAUUCCUGAGAUUCGUCAGCAUGUGUGGUUUCAAGCUCACCUUCCUCGCUAUUUAGCUGUGCCCCCACCAGAUACAAUGCAACAAGCAAAAAAGAUUGAUGAGGAUAUUCUUCUAGAAGUUGUUAAGAUGGGAUUUGACAGGAACAGCCUUGUUGAUUAUCUUCGCAAUCGAGUACAAAAUGAGGGUACCGUUGCAUACUAUUUGCUAUUGGACAACCGUUUCCGUCCUUCCAGUGGCUAUCUUGGAGCUGAGUUCCAGGAAUCUAUGGAAUAUGGUCUCAACCGCAUGAGUCCAAAUGAUUCUGCUGCUUCUACUGUUGGGCCACGUUCUCCAGGAUACAUGGAGUAUCAAGGAAUGGGCUCCAGACCCCAGUUCCCAGCUGAGAAGAAAUGGGCUCUUGGCCUUCAGUCUAAGGCACAUCCUCGUGAGAUAAUGACCGAGGUUCUCAAAGCUUUGCAAGAGUUGAAUGUGUGUUGGAAAAAGGUUGGGCACUAUAACAUGAAAUGCAGGUGGAUUCCUGGCAUUCCCGGACAUCAUGAAGGCAUGAUCAAUUGUAUGCAAAGUAAUCAUUACUUUGGGGAUGAAUCCACUAUCAUAGAGAAUGACGGUGUUAAUAGCUCACCCAAUGUGGUCAAGUUUGAAGUGCAGCUUUACAAAACUCGCGAAGAGAAAUAUCUGCUUGAUCUACAGAGGGUUCACGGCCCACAGCUUCUAUUCCUUGAUCUUUGUGCUGCUUUUCUCGCUCAGCUCCGGGUUCUGUAAAUUUAGAAACUCGAUUUAACUUGAUCUCUGUAUAUGUAACCUAUAUUUCUGUUCAGUUGUAUGCGCUCUGAGCCAAUCUCGGUAGAGUUGUGGGCUUCUGCUGUGAGCAUCCCUGUCAUUUUCAACUUGCAUCUUUGGUUAUUAAGCCGUAGGACCAUACAGAUUCCUAAUGGAUUAUGGAAUGGAGGGAUAUUUUUUUAUU